Carassius auratus (goldfish) is the source of this 919-nucleotide messenger RNA. Its product is annotated as probable E3 ubiquitin-protein ligase RNF144A-A. The record is from RefSeq and is a predicted model, not a curated record. The transcript is spliced from 4 exons. The coding region runs from base 362 to 745 and encodes 127 amino acids. NCBI's taxonomy places the organism in Eukaryota, Metazoa, Chordata, Actinopteri, Cypriniformes, Cyprinidae.
AUGACGCUUUUAUGUUGUGAUAAAUGAGGAAGAACUGAGCCCGUGGGGCAGGUAAAUGCUUCUGCUAUUUUCAAGAAUGAUUGAGUAGAGCCCAUAAGUCAGAUAAAGUUAAGUGAGGGAACACUGUGCUCGUGUUUGUGGAGGCUAGGACUGAGACAUCCAUAUCUUGAAAUAUUCAGGCAGCUGUACUGCUCAGCUUUCAUUGUGAGACUGACCCAUUUCUAUCUGAGAAUAAAUAAUGGAGGGGAGAUUUGGAGACCAGCACCUUUGAGAGGUUCCACCUUCUGCACCUAUUUCAUAUCUGAACGUCUAAAGAAGAAAAAGAACUGUGUAGUAGAAGAUAAGCUCUGCGGCAGGCGUCAUGACCACAGCUAGGUACCGUCCCACCUGGGAUUUGGCCCUGGACCCGCUGGUGUCCUGUAAACUUUGUCUGGGAGAGUUUCCCUUGGAGCAAAUGACCACCAUCACCCAGUGCCAAUGUGUCUUCUGCACUCUGUGCCUGAAGCAUUAUGUGGAACUUCUCAUCAAGGAGGGCUUCGAAACAGCCAUCAGCUGUCCAGACUCAGCCUGUCCAAAACGUGGACAUUUACAAGAAAAUGAGAUUGAAUGCAUGGUGGCCGCAGAGAUAAUGCAGAGGUACAGGAAGCUGCAGUUUGAGAAGGGUAAGUGGAAAGCAGAUGUCUGUUCAUCAGGGGGGGCAAUUAGUAUCAGAAAGCAGCAGAUGAGGCACGUGUGUGUUUGUUGAUGGUGAGCUCCAUGCUUACUGUCAAAUAGGCCGGCACAGGUGUACAUGUGAGGAUGAAAGGGAUGUGAGUGGACUUGUUUAUGUCCAGCUGACCUCAUGCUGGCACACAAUGGAGGCUUUUACCUGUGCUCUCUGCAUUUUUAACAAUGAGACCUGAUUUAACACCUGCCGACA